CGAACAAUUGUAAACAUUGACUUACUAACACAUUUUUGUUUGGAAUAUGAUCGAUUAAUAAGUAAUUCAUUAUAGGACUUCAGUCGUAUAUUCUGAUGUUUAGUUGUCUAAGGAAAAACUAAGAGGAAUGAACUAUAGACAAAACGGUUGACGUGACAAAUGACAUAACGUAUGAAAACAAUUGGAGGAAGUGAAUGUCACGACUGCAAAAAUUAUAUUAAAAAAGAGAGAUGUUAAAUGCAACUGCAUAAAUUCCACGUAUUCUGAAUGUGUUCACUCAAGGUUUGAAAAGGAUGGCUUGUUUAGAAACAAAGCCUCAGUUGUACAGCAAAUGGUGUAAUAAAACUUUAAAGGAUAAAUUUAAUACAAAUUCUAAUGAGUUAGAACGUAACUCCAUGAUGAAUUCGAAUAUAAGUUCACCACCAGUUGACCAUGUGGAUCUACAAGAGAUUAAUGACAAAAUUUUAUCAUUAAAAAAUUUAUUGCAACAAGAUCUUCGAGCUGCUGAUCUUAGAUGGUCCUUUUUCGUUGCUGCUUGCAACACCUAUAAACAUAAUAACUGCCUCAAACCAUUCCCUCCAAUGUAUAUUACUAACGGAAUUAAAGAUAUUGAAGCAUUAAGAGAAACUAUUGAAGUCAUUCCACCUCUUGCCAUUAUUAAUGAGCGUUUAGAAGAUCCCAACUUUUAUGACAAUCACAAAGCAACAAUAAAUUUAUUGCACUGGGUGCUAAUAGGUCUUCGAGAUCCUUUUAUGAAAUCUGUAAAUAAAGAUACUUAUGAGUCAAUAAUAAACAAAGUUCCAUCCGAAUUAGUCGCAGCAAAGCCAAAUUUAAUAUUCGAACUAGUUAGUCCAAAUCAAUCAGCUAAAGAAGAUCGAUGGAAUGCUGUGUCUAAAGGGUACUCUACAUUUUUUGCAUAUCAUGGUAGUCGUUUAGAAAAUUUUCAUUCAAUUUUGCACUAUGGAAUUCAACAGAGCAUGAGUAAGAAUGGAGGAAUAUUUGGAAAUGGAAUUUAUCUGUCAAGUGAAUUGGAAGUGAGUUUACAUUGGUCUCCAGCAGGCUACGGAUGGGGAGGAAGUGUAAUAGGUAGUGAUAUAAGUUGCGUCGCAUUGUGUGAACUCGUUGAUCAUCCGGAUGUUAAAAGAGGCAAUUCAGGCAAUUCUGGGGAUACCUUACAAGUUGCUCUUGGAAAUAAAGUACCAAUUAAGUAUUAUUUAGUACAAAACAGCGAUUUGGUACGAGUUCGAUAUCUCUUGGUGUACAGUAGAGAUACAAGCACCACUAAACAUACCGAAGUCAAUGGAGUUAUAAAAUGGUUCAAACAAAAUAAGUUUUUAACUUUACUUCUCGGUUAUUUUAGUACGUUGAAUCAAGAAAACGUUAAAAAUACUAAAUCUGCAGUUAAUGCAAUCUCAGGACAGACCAGGCGAGCAGCUUUAGGCGAGAUUGGUAAUCGAGUUCCAGCUCGAGGGAUAGAAGUUACUAAAAAUGGUGUACUACAGCCGAAAGUAUUGAAAAAGCCUCAAGUUAAACAGCUUGCUCAAUCUAAGCAGCCGCUAACAGCGAAAACAGAGAAAUUACCCGUCCAGAUAGUCAAACCGGUAUUAAAAGUCGAAGUUAAAGAAGAGGUUGCUCCAGCUGAAAUAAAAGAAGAGGUCAAACAAGAUAUCAAAGAUGCUAGACAGGAAAUAAUUGAAAAUGAAUUAAAGCCGAAAAAUGAUGCAUUUUCAUCAGAUCUUUUACAAGUUGAAGAUGUUGAUGAGGCUGAUAAGGAUAAUCCUCUUCUAGUCACAAUCUACAGUAAUGAUAUUUAUCGAUACUUAAUGGAACUCGAAGCCAAAUAUCCUAUCAAAAAAGGAUAUUUAACUGGACAAGAAGUAACUUACAAAAUGCGAAGUGUAUUAAUUGACUGGUUAGUAGAAGUUCACCAACAGUUUCGUUUACUUCAAGAAACACUUUACCUCACUGUUGCAAUUAUAGAUAGAUUCUUACAGUCUUUCACUACCAUAACUAGAAAAAAAUUACAACUUGUGGGCGUAGCGGCAAUGUUUAUUGCAUGCAAAUACGAGGAAAUGUAUGCUCCAGACAUAAGUGAUUUUGUAUUUAUUACCGACAAUGCUUACAACAAAAAUGAGAUUCUUCAAAUGGAGAUGUUAAUUGUGAGAACGUUAAACUACUCUUUCGGACGGCCAUUGCCUCUACACUUUUUGAGGCGAUAUAGUAAAGUAGCUCGAGCUUCAUCCAUUCAUCAUACCAUGGCUAAAUAUUUUAUGGAGCAAUGUUUGGUUCAUUAUGAAAUGUGCCAUCAUCCACCAAGUCUCAUUGCUGCUGCUGCCAUUUACUUUGCUUUUUAUGUUAUUGGCAAUGACGAUUCGGAAGUAGGUAAACCCAUUUGGACACAUACUCUAGCUCAUUACAGUACUUAUAGUAAAGAUCAAGUCUUGCCAGUUGUGCGAGACAUUGCCGCAAUUAUUAUUAAUGCUGAUAAAGACAAAUAUCAGGCUGUGAGAAAGAAAUAUGUUCAAGCUAAGCACAUGAAAAUAAGUCUCCGCCCUGAGCUUAAAUCACCUAGUAUAAUCUCUCUAGCAAAUAUCGACAACCACUGAUUGAAAAAUGGUUUUUUUAAGAGCACAGUUUAUUUUAAUUUUUAAUUCUAUUUUUAAGAAUAUCUGGUAACGUCUCCCGAAACAAAUCGUUUGUUAAAUAUUCAUUAAUAAUUUAUAAAUAAUAAAUAAGCAAUAAAAUUAAUUAAUUAUUAAAUGAUAAUAAAUAGAAAAAAUUUUUUAGAUGAUAAAAUAAAAAUUAACAAAAAAAAUUAUAAAUUUUAACGAAAUUUCAAUUGUGAAUAUUUGACAAAUAAUUCGUUUCUUUUUUAUGUGUUCUCCAAAAUCGGACUUCUCAAGCAUGAAGCAAUUUAAAACGAGGAGACUUUAAUAGAAGGAAUGAUUAUUUUGAUUAACUUUAUAUCAGCUGCACUUUUUUAAAGAAUGCUUGAUAUGAAUAGGAGUGAAGACGUGAUUUUUUUUUGUAUAACAUAUUACGUUUUAAUUUUUAUCACGAAAUAAUAAUUAUAAUUCAAUAAUUAAAUUGUAAAAAAGAUUUAUAUACUGCCACCUAUUCUAAAUAAAACAAUUAGUUUUAUUUUCUUCACAUAAUUCAUUUUAAAAAAAUUUUUUAAUUUACCAGUUCUGACAUAUUUAAUAAGUGCACUUUGAGAAGCAUGUUUAUUCCUUACUUGAUUUUUUCAAGAACUGGAAUUUUAAAGGAACUUAUAAAAUAAUUAUUUCUGAUGCUAUUAUUGUACUAUUAUCGUUUUCUGACAUUUAAUUAUUAUAGUAAAAUAGGAGUAUAUAUAAUCACAUGAAGAUUUUGUUAUAUAAAACAUAUCUUUACAUAUAUUCAAGAUAGAAAAGUAUUAUCCUUUAUUUUUUCGAACAUAUAACCAAAAAUCACUAUACAAAAUAAAAUAUGCCAGAUUCUAUUUGUUUUGUACAUAAAAUGCUAUAAACUUUUUGCUUUUAAUAUUCAAAGAAACAAAAUUUAUAAAAUAUUAAAAAAUAUUGACAAAAUAAAAAAUAUAUGGAUAAUAAUGUAAUAUAUUUUUACUCAAACAUAUCUAUGAGCAUUUACCGGAUGAUUUUAUGAAUCUUCCAAAAAAUAUAGUAUAAUUUUUAGGCGGUAUAGUGAAGUAUCUAGUGUAAAAGAAAGACGAUGUAAAUAAAAAAAAAUCAAAAGAA
Messenger RNA from Chelonus insularis, 3737 nucleotides. RefSeq lists its product as uncharacterized. NCBI's taxonomy places the organism in Eukaryota, Metazoa, Arthropoda, Insecta, Hymenoptera, Braconidae. The transcript is spliced from 9 exons. Gene Ontology annotation, cellular component: cytoplasm; cyclin-dependent protein kinase holoenzyme complex; nucleus. The record is from RefSeq and is a predicted model, not a curated record. The coding region runs from base 294 to 2606 and encodes 770 amino acids. Gene Ontology annotation, biological process: mitotic cell cycle phase transition; regulation of cyclin-dependent protein serine/threonine kinase activity. Gene Ontology annotation, molecular function: cyclin-dependent protein serine/threonine kinase regulator activity; NAD+ poly-ADP-ribosyltransferase activity.